Closterium sp. Yama58-4 is the source of this 2730-nucleotide messenger RNA. NCBI's taxonomy places the organism in Eukaryota, Viridiplantae, Streptophyta, Zygnematophyceae, Desmidiales, Closteriaceae. The record is from the annotation of a GenBank genome assembly.
AUGUUGUCGGGGUUUUCUAAAAUUCUAGCGAGCACCGCCGCUUCGAUAGAGAAAACCGUCCAGAGCACGGUUCAGGAGGUGACAGGGCCCAAGGCGUUGGCCGACUAUGACCUCGGCGAGCAGAUCGCGUCGGGCGGGCCGGGCAUGCUGUGGAAGCUGUACCGCGCGACGCCCAAGAGCAAGGCGCAGCAGACGGUGACGUCGGAGGUGUGCGUGUGGUUCCUCGACAAGAAGGAGCUCUCCGAGGAGCGCUCGCACCGCGGCAUGAGCAAGGCGGCGGAGGACCGGCUGCUGGAGAUCUUCCGCGCGGACGCGAAGGUGCUGCAGAAGCUGCGGCACCCGGGCAUCGUGCGCGUGGUGGAGGCGCUGGACGAGAGCAAGUGGGCCAUGGCCAUGGUCACCGAACCCGUCUUCUCGUCCCUUGGGAACGCCCUCGGCAACCUCGAGAACCUCGCCACCAUCCCCCAUGAGCUCGAAAAACUGGAGCUGGGGCAGCUGGAGAUCAAGCACGGGCUGAUGCAGCUGGCGGAGACGCUCAGCUUCAUCCACCGCAAUGCCAACAUCAUCCACCGCGGCAUCAACCCCGAGACGGUGUUCAUAACGAAGAAUGGCGGGUGGAAGCUGGCCGGGUUUGGCUUCUCCGUGCCCGCUGACCAACAGCCCGACCCCGAUGAACCUGCCUUCCUCUACCCUGACUUUGACGUGGACGACCAGGUGUUACCACUGCAGCCCCUACUGGACUACGUGGCACCGGAGCUCACACGGCGCCCCACCAUCAACCGCUCCUCCGCGGCCGCCUCCAGGGACGCGCUGGCCAGUGUGGACGUCUUCUCCCUCGCGCUGCUGGCCUUCCAGCUCAUUGCGCGCCGCCGCCUCAUACACGCCAACAACAACCUGCGCACCUACAACAACCGGGUGGCGGGGCUGAGGACGGAGUCACUGGCGGGCAUACCCAUGGAGCUAGAGACAGACCUGCGCCGCAUGCUCGCCCCUGAACCCGCCGCCCGCCCCACCGCCUCUGAGUUCGCCGCGUCGCCGUUCUUCACAGAGGACAUGCGUCUGCGAGCCCUCAGAUUCCUCGACCAAAUGAUUGGUCGGGACAACAAUGCGCGGGUGGAGUUCCUAAAGUCGCUGCACAGCAUCUGGGCGGGGUUUGACAGCCGAGUGCUGCGCUUCAAGGUGCUGCCCGCGCUGCUGGAGGAGCUCAAGAACCCCGCCACGCAGCUGCUCGCGCUGCCCUGGGUGCUCGAGGUGGCGGAGGCACAGGACGCUCAGGACUUUGAGCUGCGCACACAGACGCUGCUGUUACCUGCGAUGGAGCAUGCCGGUGGCGAUGUGCUUCUGCUCUUCAUCAAGCAUCUCCCUGCUAUCGUCUCCAAGGUGUCACCAGCCAUCCUGAUGUCCCACGUGCUGCCCAUGAUAGUGCGCGCCUACGAGGACGCGGACCCGCGCCUGCAGGAGGAGACGCUGCGGCGCUCAGCGGUGCUGGUGUCCUCACUGGACUUUGAGAUCGUGCGCUCCGUCAUCAUGCCGCGCGUGCACAUGCUCGCCCUCCGCACCUCCGUCGCUGCCGUGCGGGUGCAGGCGCUGAUCUGUCUGGGCGACCUGAUCCCCAACCUGGACAAGGCAGCCGUGAUGGACAUUCUGCAGACGUGCGUGCGCUGCGCUGCUGUCGACCGCUCGCCCCCCACGCUCAUGUGCAUCGUCGGCAUUGCUGACAUCAUCCAGAGGCAGUACGGAAUGGAGUUUGCAGCGGAGCACAUACUGCCGCUGCUGUGCCCCAUGCUCGUGGUGCAGCAGCUCACAGGCCCGCAGUUCGCGCGCUUCCUCAAGCUCAUCAUGGACGUACUCACCAAGAUACAGGACAAGAGGGGCGUGUCAUUGAGUGAGGCGGACUCCAUAUCGCUCGACCUCGCAUCCAUGGGCAUCUCCACGCCCUCCGACGCCACCGUCGCCUUCGACGACAGCGCCAAGCCGCCAGCAUGGGACGCGCAACCAGACUGGGCCAAAGCACCCGCCUCCUCCUCUGCCGGCCCCUCCGCCGCCCCCUCCUCCUUCUCAGACCCCUUCGCCUCCGCCCCUCCCAUCUCGUCCACCCCGGCUUCCUCCGCCUCGUCUGCCUUUGGCACGUCAGACCCCUUCGCCUCCUCCUCUCUCUCCGCUGCCCCGUCCCCCAGCCUUCCUUCCCUCUCUGCCAAGCCUGCACGCGGCAUAGGGGGCAUUGGCGGGGGUGGGUUGGGGGGGAUGGGUGGAGGCGGUAUCGGGGGCGGCAGCAGCAUAGGCGGUGGGGGUAUGGGGGGUCUCAGUAGCAGCUUGGGAGGGGGGUUAGGGGGGGCACCUAUGGGAGGGUCACUAGGAGGGGGGUUGGGAGGAAGCACGGGGCUCAGUGGAGGACUGGGAGGAGGCCUGGGUGGGGGGCUAGGAGGAGGCAUGGGUGGGGGCCUGGGAGGGAGCACAGCAGCAGGGGGAGGGGGUCUAGGAACAGGAGGGGGAUUUGGCGCCUUUCCUGGUGCUCCCAUGGGUGGUAUGGCUCCCAUGGGUGGCAUGCCUGCAAUGGCUGCUGCUCCCCCUGCUGGCGGCGCUGUGUAUGGCGCCAUGCGGUUUGCCCCCCCACCAUCGCAUGGGUUCCCUGCCCCGCCUGCCGCUGCUGCCAUGGGUGCUGGCCUCACACCGCCCCAGCGCCCUGCUGCUCCCCCGCAAUCCGGAGGCGCUAUGCUCGACCUCGUGUGA